AGAAAUUAGUAUCGAAUCGUACGUAUAACUCUUUACAACCAUUAUAAAGGUGAAUUUAAAAAAAAAAGAAAAAAAGUUGAUAUUUUUUUGGUGAAAUCUUCAUCAUCAUCUUAAUCCUCAACUGCUGCAUCUGCUGCAAUUGCUAUUGCUAUUGUUGUUGUUGCUGUUUACUGCGACAUAUUAUUUUUAUCUAAAUAUCUUUCUUUGUGUGAAAAAAAAAAAAUUAAAAAAGCAGAAAUUAUGUCCGAUAACUACUACGUCGACGAAUAUGAGCAUUUCAACUACGAUUACGACAAGCACAUAUUCACCGGUCACGGAGGGAAACAACGUUCAAAACGUGAAGCCGACGCUCAUACCAAUCAUUUUGAUCCGAGCGGCCAUUCCAGAAAGAUCGUAACGAAGCUAAUGAAUUCUGAACAUAACAAAAGGCAACAAGGGAAGACCAAAGCGUAAAUUAUUUAUUUUGGGUCUUUGACAUUGGGGUCGCGGCGUAUCUCGUAGAAAAAAGAAAAAAAAAGGAGAGAGGAUUAUCUCAUCUCACGACAAUUUACCCUCUUCAUUACAAGAUUAUAAUUACGAUGACGGACAUUUUCUCAACGAUUCAAAUUUCCAUGUUUGUCGAGAAAUGAAUGCAUUUAUUCAUCUAAUCUAUCUCACAAACAAAUUUUCAUUCGCAAUAAAAUUUUGUAAGUAAGAAUAGAAGAUCGCGCGAGCUUAUUAUUAAAUAUAUAUGUGUAUGAAUAUAUCUAAAUAAUUAUAUUAUAUAUCGUUUAA
This is a messenger RNA of Polistes dominula (European paper wasp), 774 nucleotides long. RefSeq names its product nuclear protein 1. The record is from RefSeq and is a predicted model, not a curated record. Gene Ontology annotation, biological process: negative regulation of cell cycle; regulation of transcription by RNA polymerase II; negative regulation of cell population proliferation. Gene Ontology annotation, cellular component: nucleus. Lineage: Eukaryota; Metazoa; Arthropoda; Insecta; Hymenoptera; Vespidae.